CGCGUGUUGCUGCGAUUGCUCCCGUUUUCAGUCAGUCAACCACAGUCCAGCAGUCAGUUGACGUCGAAUCGUUGCGUCAAGCGGAAGCCGGUUCUUAAGCGUCGCCGCUAUCGCGCUACCGCAAGUGUGUGUUUUGCCCGAGCUACCGAACGAAGGUGUUAAAUCAGUCACGUUCAGUUCGCCUAGCUCCAGACAACCGUCGCAGAAGUGUAAACAAAACGUGAGCACCCAGUUCUGUGUCUAAUUAAUUGCCAUUUAUCACUGAGAGUGAUUAUAAUUAAAAUAAAAUUUAUAACGCUGCUCUGCUCCCGUCGCCUACUGCGUCCGUCAGUCAGUCUCAGUCGGGGUGCGGUGGGUUACGACGCUAGUGGCGAAACAAGGCUAGAGCGCGCGAAGAUUGUUUUCUUAUUUUUAAUUAAGUCCGCGAUAACCGCACAUGGUCCCCGCAUACAGCGGAGAGAGGUGCCCGCGCUUCCUGCUAUCCUCACCCAACGCCCAGUGUCUUUGCGUGCGAGCAAGAGGAGUGAAGAUUUAGUUUUCAUGAAUGACACCACGUUGAACCAACCGGCGCAGAUUCCUCAACCCCGCAGGAGGAACAAGUGAAACAUGUUGUAAUUAUUCAAAUGUUUAACUAACUGGAGAACGACAGCAACGGGAACAGAGUGUGUGUUUAAGUGCGAAGCCGGGAAACGGUAGAAUGCGCCAAGUGUCAAGCCUCCAACAAGUUAGCGAAAAAAGCAAAUAACAAGUGCUAAAAUUUAUUAGUGUUUACUAGAGAGUGGUGGUAAGUUGAGAAGUCGUCGCUGAGAAAAAAAACCGAAUUCACUUUCGCGAGUUAUUUUAAUUAGAAAACGACUCGAAGUCAACAAAAAAAAGUUGCAUAGCACAUUGCACAUGCACAGAAAUCUACUCUAUAACGGUUGACAACGACGGAAAGGAAAUCCGAGAAGCUUGAAGUCAACCACUGCUGCUCCUGCAAUUCUGUGUGCGGUUUCUUGCCCCUCCCGCGCGCGCCUUUCCACAAAACCGUACCGUGGGUAAUUCGAUCAGAGAACCGACCGGGACAGAGACCGCAGCAAAGGUCCUCUUCGAUUACACAUUCACGUCGCAUACAUUCGUCAGUCAGAUCCCACGGUCGGCACCACCACGCGGAAGGAAUUUCGCAGCUUCGGCUUCGGCCGACCGGCCUUUGACGCUAGCCAACUGCAGCAGCAGCAGCAUCAUCAGCAGCAGCUCCACCACCAUCAGCAUCAGCAGCAGUUUCGCUACGUUGGUUACCAUCAUCAGCAUCAUCAUCAUCAUCAGCGGUACUAUCAGCAGCAGCACUUCGGCAAAAUAGUUGCCAACGGUCAGUUAUCCCAGAUGAUGACGAUGGACGUCACCAAGCCCGAGGCGCCGUCCGGCGCUGCCGGUCUCAGCAACAGUGGAAGUGUUUCCAGUAAUGGUGCCAACUCACAGCAAUCCCAGCAGAAUGGAACCGGCGGCCAGGUCAACCAGCAGCUGUGCGCAGGCUGCGGAAAACACAUUCAGGAUCGGUUUUUACUGCGGGCUCUGGAUCUGCUGUGGCAUGAGGACUGCUUGAAGUGCGGAUGUUGCGAUUGCCGGCUCGGCGAGGUCGGUUCCACACUGUACACCAAGGGUAAUCUGAUGCUGUGCAAGAGGGACUAUCUAAGUUUAAAAAAUUCCAGACUAUUCGGCAACACUGGCUUCUGUGCCGCGUGCAACAAGGUGAUACCGGCCUUCGAGAUGGUGAUGCGAGCCCGUAACAACGUGUACCAUCUCGAGUGUUUCGCCUGUCAGCAGUGUAACCAUCGGUUCUGCGUUGGCGACAAGUUCUACUUGUGCGAGAACAAAAUCCUCUGCGAGUACGACUAUGAGGAGCGGCUGGUCUUCGCCUCGAUGGCCAAUCAUCCGAUGCUGAAGCGUCAAAUCGGUCAGAGCGGAGGAGGAGGAGGAGGCGGAGCGACGGCCGGUGGAGGUGGUCUCCACCAGCAGCAAUCCGUGCCGGGUGGUCCCGGUCAUCAUCCGAUGCAGAACGGAAUCGGCGGAGCUCAGUCACCGAACCCGAACGCGCUAAUGUCGCAACUGGUGGCAGGCCAACGAACUGGCAACACUGCCGGUGCCGGGGGCGAUCACAACAACAACAGUAAUUUGGCAGGCGGUGCGUCCCCAUUCGGGACGCCCACGCACAUGAAGGCCGCUCUGAGCAGUGCUAGUUAAAUUAGUGUACAAUUCGAUGUUUAUUUUGUACUGUGCUGGUGAGAACAAUAAGCUGAAUUUAGACUCGCGAGAAUGGAACUGUCAAAUCGAGGCAUAGUAGGCCAGAAGCUCGAGACGUUGAAGGUUUUGUUUGCAGCGUUCAACAUUAUAGAAUAUAACAACAAAGAAAAAAACCAACACAACGAUGUGCAAUACUCUUUAAGUGUAUUCGUUUUGCAUUUUGUCUAACCCCCCGUCGGAUUAAGAGAAGCGUAAAUUGUGCCAAAACCAUUAUUGAAUCAGCAUCGGAGAACCCCCCGUUCGAGUCACGUUAUCAUGUCGCAUCGGGAGCCAUGAAUUUGUGCAGCGAUUUUUUUUUGUUUCAGUUUCAUGUUUUAUACACACAAACGAAAAAAGUAGGAGGAGUUCAUAAAUCAAAUUUACCCAAUUGGAUGACGGGUGUUUGUGAGUUUUUUUUUACCAUUUUAACCGUUAUAGAGUUUAACACUUAAUUUUACGCUGGCUAUUGAUUGGGAGGAAUAAAUUUAUUGAUGGUAACGAAUACUAGAACGGAGUGGGUGGUGAUUUUUUGUCCUGUACCAUACCCAAACAAUAAAAUAACAUUACUCUGGUGUAAACAAACGACUGUCCACUGAGACUCGAGAGACUUCAAGCUGGAACUGGUUUAGUUUUGCUUGUGUACAUUUUGAUCUGUAAAUACUAGGUGAUAUCGAAUAUUUGUUGAGUAUGAUAACUAGUUUCUCGUUUUAGUUGCUACAAAUAAACAAGAAAAAUAAAACCAUUCGCUAGUAAGUGAGAGAAGUAUUAGUUUUCUUUUUCGAUAUUUUUACCCCAAGUUGAUCACCCAACAGACUAUAAUGGAUGUUUUUUCAAUAAUUAAACACACACAGAGAUACAGAAUGCAUAACAUGAAUGUUCUGAAAAAUUAUAAAAAAGAAACUCAAAAUAAACAAAAAUUGGUAUUGAUAUAAUAGAUAACGCAUAACAAACUGGAGGCAAACCAAAGAAAACUGUACUAACUAUUAUUAAAAGUUAAGAAAAACUCAAUCUAAAUGGCAAUUAGACAAAUUAUUGAAAUAAAAAAACUGAAAACAUAAAA
Wyeomyia smithii (pitcher-plant mosquito) is the source of this 3319-nucleotide messenger RNA. It is a transcript of the gene Bx, whose product is annotated as LIM domain transcription factor LMO4.1. The transcript has 4 exons. The coding region runs from base 1363 to 2220 and encodes 285 amino acids. The record is from RefSeq and is a predicted model, not a curated record. Lineage: Eukaryota; Metazoa; Arthropoda; Insecta; Diptera; Culicidae. Gene Ontology annotation, cellular component: nucleus. Gene Ontology annotation, biological process: positive regulation of transcription by RNA polymerase II. Gene Ontology annotation, molecular function: transcription coactivator activity; DNA-binding transcription factor binding.